Messenger RNA from Arvicanthis niloticus (Nile rat), 3487 nucleotides. It is a transcript of the gene Grtp1, whose product is annotated as growth hormone regulated TBC protein 1. Gene Ontology annotation, molecular function: small GTPase binding; GTPase activator activity. The record is from RefSeq and is a predicted model, not a curated record. Gene Ontology annotation, biological process: regulation of GTPase activity. Lineage: Eukaryota; Metazoa; Chordata; Mammalia; Rodentia; Muridae.
CCCGCCGGAAGCACUCGCGCGCCCCGGGGCCAGCGGCGCACCGGGGUCCAGCGCUCGGGGCUGCCCUGGUUCUGAGUCCCGUGGUCCCUGGCCCUUCUCCGCAUGGAUCCCGCAGAGCGCGCGCAGGCGGCGCGAGCUCGGGUGCCCAGGAUCGAUCCGUAUGGAUUUGAAAGGCCCGAAGACUUUGAUUAUGCAGCUUAUGAAGAAUUCUUUUCCACGUACCUGGUGAUACUCACUAAAAGGGCGAUCAAAUGGUCCAAACUUCUAAAGGGAAGCGGUGGUGUCCGAAAAAGCGUGACAGUGAAGCGCUAUGUCCGGAAGGGAAUCCCACUGGAGCAUCGGGCCCGUGUGUGGAUGGCCGUGAGUGGAGCCCAGGCCCAGAUGGACCAGAACCCUGGAUACUACCACCGACUGCUUGAGGGAGAGAGUAGCUCCAGCCUGGAGGAAGCCAUCAGGACCGACUUGAACCGGACAUUCCCUGACAACGUGAUGUUCCGGAAGACAGCGGAUCCUUGUCUCCAGAAGACCCUGUACAACGUGCUCCUGGCAUAUGGGCUACACAACCAAGACGUGGGGUACUGCCAGGGAAUGAACUUCAUAGCCGGGUAUCUGAUCCUUAUCACUAAGAAUGAAGAGGAGUCUUUCUGGCUCUUGGACGCUCUUGUUGGAAGAAUACUACCUGAUUACUAUAGCCCAGCAAUGUUGGGGCUGAAGACUGAUCAAGAGGUCCUGGCAGAGCUGGUGAGGAUGAAGCUACCAGCGGUGGCAGCCCUGAUGGAUGGCCAUGGUGUGUUGUGGACUCUGCUGGUGUCCCGCUGGUUCAUCUGCCUGUUUGUGGACAUCCUACCUGUGGAGACGGUGCUACGCAUCUGGGACUGUUUGUUCAACGAAGGCUCCAAAAUCAUAUUCCGGGUUGCUCUGACCUUAAUUAAGCAGCACCAGGAAUUUAUAUUGGAAGCCAGCAGUGUUCCAGACAUCUGUGACAAGUUCAAGCAGAUCACCAAAGGGGACUUUGUGACAGAGUGUCACACAUUCAUGCAGAAAAUAUUUUCAGAACCAGGAAGCCUGUCCAUGACAACCAUCACCAGGCUCCGGGAGAGUUGCCGAGCUGCCCUGCAGGCACAGAGCUGAGUGCACAGGGGCCCGCUGCCACUGUUCUCUUCGAGAGCACACACUUCACCAAUUCCUACCAUGCUGUUCCUGCUGUAAACACUUGAAAUCACGACAUUCAAUGUGAACUUUUAAAAGAAUGAUUUAAAAUUAGUGUUCUACUUUUCCUGCCUUUGGAGUCAUAAACUGAAUUAUCUGGUCCAGCCUGAUGACCUUACGGGUCCAUCCCAGGCCCCAUAAGUGGAAGCAGAGAACACUUUCAAAAUGGUCAUUUUGAGAGAGGCACACACACACUCAAUGCGUCCAAACUCUCUUCACCAUAGAUACUAGGAAUAUGAGGUAUUAUGUGUGCACUUUGUUGAGAGCAACAUGUUUCCUAGUGUUAAAAGUUUAGUGACUGCCAUAUGUGACUUUGGCACCCUCCCAGGACUUUCCUGGCCUGUGCCUAUGCAGACCUGUGCCCUAUGGGGGAUAACUGGACAGAGUAGCCUACUUCUGAGCAUGAUCCUUGGCUUUCUCAGAACGGCCCUUACAGGUCGGGCUGGUUAGGGCCCUGUCCUCUGGCUCUUCGGCAGGCGGGCCUUCUAAACCCUACCCUAAUGCCCUACGUAUCUAGCACAGCCAUCACUAAAUAUCCCCUGGGGAAGGCUAUGCAUGAAGUAACCUGUUCAAUGACACUGCUAUCAGUUGCAAAUAAGCCCUGAGCCCCUUACCUCACAGAAGACACGGACAGCUCAAAGGUUUCCUUGGAUGCAUUUCAAAGCUGUAGCAUUAGCUGGGAGGCGUGAUGUGCUAGCCCCAUCCAGGAGGGAGUGGGCUCAGCUGCACCUGACACUACUGUCCAGAUGUUUCCCAAGGUAGUUUAUACCUUAAAGCUACACCUGGAGAUGGUUUUCCUCAGGACUACCUAGUGUCAACUGCCAGGGAGAUGGAAUUCAGUCACAUGGUGAGAUCUCAUAUGGUCAGUUUUGAGUGCACAGAGAUCCUUUACCCAAGGAACAAAGCUCCCUUCAGCUCAGUCCCUUUCAAAGGGUUGAUUUCAAGCUGCUCCUGCUUCCAGUCAGACCAGGAAGGUAGAUCCACAACCCUGCCAGCAAUCCCAACAAAGCAUGGCUGGAGACAAGGCUUUCCUCUGCUCAAAGGCAGGACCAGGAAGCCAAGUUCCAAGGCCCACAGGCAGACCUUGACCUUGCCUGCCAGUCUGGAUUCUCUGCCCUGCUUUUGGUUUCUGAAGUCAGAGGCACAUGAUGCUUCUAAAGGCAGGGUUCCUGUUCUGUCUCCUGACCCCAGAGGAGGGAGCUGGUCUACAAGAUGGGGGUGGGGCACUUGCAGAUAGUGACCUCUCCCACCAUGAAUACAGCUGCUGUGGUCACGAGGAGUUUCUGAAGUCUUUAAAAUCCCACCAGCAAGCAGAGAUAACUACAGAUGAGUCUGCAUGUCCCAAGUGUGCUAUGGACAGAAAGGAGGAUGGGCAGAUCAGAGCUUCAAGGAAACGGUGAGCACCAGCCUCUUCAACUCACCUCAUGUUUAAUGUGUGUAAGGAUCUUGUGACAUAGGUACAGCAUUUCUGGAGACUAUAAUCACAUGGCCAUAUUAUCAUUAUCACCUAAGACUCAUCUAAAAGUCAGGCACGGUAGCACAUGCUUCUUACCCCAGCACUGUGAGGCAGAAGCAGGAGAAUAAACUACACAGAAAGGCCAGCCUGAGCUAUAUGAACAUGUAUCGUGUAAGAAACUCCUAGCAUCUAGAGCCAUGACAAGUGCCAUUUCUGUAACCAAACAAUGUGUAGUUUUCUUAUAGGCUGACACUGUCCCAAACCUUUAGCACAUGAGCAGCACCCUGCCUCUCCCCACAGACUGCCAGAACUGCAUCAGCACCACACCCAGGGCUCUCUGAUGGGUCACAGAAGCACAGUGCAGACAGACAAAGAAGGAGACUUUUUAUUAGCAUCGUUACAGGCAAUGCAUUCAGUGCGCUGACGCUCAGUGUACAACCCACCUAUGCUGCAGGACGGCUCAGCAGCGUGAAUCUAUUAUUGUACACAGUGCAGAGACAGGGCCACCCUGAACCCCAACAGAAGACUGGAAAUCACUUUACAAAAAAGUAAAUAAAAAUAAUGCCAUUUUCUAUUUAGGAAAGUGGCAGCUCACGGGUGGCAGAGCACAGAAACACUAGGGGGCGCCCAGCCAGAUGCCAGAGUCUGCCCCCAGGCCAGGCAGCCCAAGCCAAGUGUCCAGAGGUUGACCCUGUGCGUGUCUGUGUGGCAGGACUUCCCUGCUCCCGUGUGCUUCUCAAGUGUGCAGCCUAAUCCUCAGCCACCCUUGCCAGGCCCGAGUGUCUGGACCAGAGAUUCCCUUUGUAAGGCUUAAAUCUGAGU